AUGGCAUCUCCUGAUGAAGUUAAGAUUGGCAACCUCACCGGAACUUUCAAAGUGAUGAUGCUGACUGUGGUGAGCAAGAACAAGGGCUUGUCGGACGAUAUUGGGCCCCUGCUGGAGCUCCAAGGGAUCAAUUGGCUUGUUCGCAAGAUGAUGGUCGCGGGAACCCCGACGCUGGUGAUCAAGGAGUUUGUUGACGGCGAAGGAAAGGCGCAGCUCGAUAUCGAUCUAUCGGGCCCAGCCGGGAUCAAAGGACAGGACAGGAGGGUCCUAGACUGGGAACCGCUCACGAAGAACAACGGUCCAUUUGGACUAGUUGAAAAUCGUGGUCGGUACUUUUCGGGGACGGUUGAGUCGUUGAGCGCGCUGGAGACGGAAGACCACGCGUUUUUGAACGCCGAAAUCCUCGCAGAUGGAUCUCCGAGCUCUUGGAUGGAUGACGGUCAACAUUUGCAGACGACAAUGGUCUCCAAAGAGGGAGGCUGGACAUCGGAACAAACGUGGGGGUUCGAAUUGAUAGAUGGGAAGCGUUAUCAUACGAGACGUGGUAUUGUCACAAAGGACGGAGAAGGAUGCAGACGAGGUCGUCUGGUGUACGACUACAUCGGCUCAGCCUAG
Molecule: messenger RNA, 615 nt
Organism: Rhinocladiella mackenziei CBS 650.93
Lineage: Eukaryota; Fungi; Ascomycota; Eurotiomycetes; Chaetothyriales; Herpotrichiellaceae
Exons: 4
Coding region: 1-615 (204 amino acids)
Source: RefSeq, a predicted model, not a curated record